This is a messenger RNA of Neogale vison (American mink), 1380 nucleotides long. RefSeq names its product mediator complex subunit 28 (gene MED28). Bases 22 to 549 code for a protein of 175 amino acids. Lineage: Eukaryota; Metazoa; Chordata; Mammalia; Carnivora; Mustelidae. Gene Ontology annotation, cellular component: mediator complex. The record is from RefSeq and is a predicted model, not a curated record. The transcript has 4 exons.
CUCUUGCGCGCCAUUCCAGAAAUGGCGGCCCCACUGGGAGGUAUGUUCUCCGGGCAGCCACCUGGACACCCCGGGGACUCCAGGGGCCAAGCUUCGCUUCUUCAGGCCGCGCCAGGCCCUCCAAGAACUUCUAACAGCACCUUGGUGGAUGAGUUGGAGUCUUCUUUUGAGGCUUGCUUUGCUUCUCUUGUGAGUCAGGACUAUGUCAAUGGCACGGAUCAGGAAGAAAUUAGAACUGGUGUUGAUCAGUGUAUCCAGAAAUUUCUGGAUAUUGCAAGACAGACGGAAUGUUUUUUCCUACAGAAAAGAUUGCAGUUAUCUGUCCAGAAACCAGAGCAAGUUAUCAAAGAGGAUGUCUCGGAACUAAGGAAUGAGUUACAGCGGAAAGAUGCUCUGGUCCAGAAGCACUUGACAAAACUGAGGCAUUGGCAGCAGGUGCUGGAAGACAUCAACGUGCAGCACAAAAAGCCAGCCGAGAUCCCUCAGGGCUCUUUGGCCUACCUCGAGCAGGCAUCAGCUAAUAUCCCUGCACCAAUGAAGCAAACCUGAGUCAGAGCUGGUCUGAAGGUGAUCUGGUGUGUGAGUCAGCCUAAACACAGUCUUGACAGACAUCACUUCUUGUGGACAUGACAUUUUGGAAGAACUCUUUGCCAAAGAAUAAGAUGAUUUUUGUUGAUGAGCUCACCUAAAAUUUUCCCCUUAUUUUUAUAAGUGUUGUUUUUUGAGUACUUUAUAAAAUGCCUAUAUAGUUUUGGUAAAUCAAGUAAAUUUUCCCAUCUGUAGCAAAGUUUAGACUGUUAGUGUGAUGCCACUUACAGAUUUCCUUUUCCAUGUUUCUUUUUUCUGUUUGUACUUACUGUUUUUGUAUGACUUAGUCUCUUCGUGUUUCCAGUUUUAGAUUAGCUUAUAUGAUCUGAUCUAAGAAUCAGAAGGUGAUGAUUUUGUUUGUAGGCCUUUCAUGACAAUUAUCCCUCAGUAGUUGUGCAGAAAAAUAGGUAAAUUUGCAUGCUUCAGACUUUAAAUUACCUCAAGAAGAAGAAUCUAAUACAGUGAUAUUUGUAAUGCAUCUGUAGCUCUUAGAAUGAGGAUAUUUUGUAAAUAGGUUGAAAGGGUUACAAUAUCGUAAGUUAGAAUAGUAAUAAUGUGGUACGAUCCUUACGUUGAUGUUGACUUUUAUUUGGACUAACCUUUUUAUUUUGUGUGGUGUUUUUCCAAUUUUUGGAGUGGAGAUGUGUAGUAGGAGCAGUAAUAAGCCAAGUUUUGUUAUGUUCUCCAGUGAUGAAUCACUGUAAGUAAGGGGGCAGACUUUGUUUUCAGUGUGAUGCUUGAGGCAUAUAUGCAGUAUGAAACAUUAAAGCUUGCUAUGAUCAUCUCUUUUCA